Molecule: messenger RNA, 931 nt
Organism: Anopheles bellator
Lineage: Eukaryota; Metazoa; Arthropoda; Insecta; Diptera; Culicidae
Product: chymotrypsin-2-like
Exons: 4
Coding region: 115-858 (247 amino acids)
Biological process (GO): proteolysis
Molecular function (GO): serine-type endopeptidase activity
Source: RefSeq, a predicted model, not a curated record
CUCGCGGCAGAAUCAAUCACGACGUUUCGUUUUUUUUGUUGCUGUAAACCGCAAACCAUUCAGCGUGCCGGGAGGCCUGACGAGCGACGGAAUUAGUUUUCACCUUUUCGAACGAUGGCGCACCGAAAACCGUUGGCAGUGCUGUUGGCUGCCGUUUGGGUAGUUUUAUUACAAACGGGCGAAGUGCGUUCCAUCGUCGGCGGCCAUACGUCACUGCCCGGAGACGCUCCUUACGUCGUGGCGGUGCGGCUGGCAAGCGGCGGCUCCUAUCUCCUAUGUUCCGGAGUGCUGGUUAAGGCGAACUGGGUGCUGACCACCGCCCGGUGUGUGAGCGAACGUACCGAAGCGGAUCUGGCGGUUUUGGCCGGCUCUCACCGUCUGCUGACCAACAAGGCUCUGGGUACAGUGAGCAAAGUUGUGCGACACCCGUCCUACGAUGCCACGAGUGGGGCGCACAAUUUGGCGUUGCUACAGCUGACGACAGCAUUGUCGGUAUCUCCGGUUGUUCUGAACGAUGCCAGCGUGACGACGGGAGCGGUCACAGCAUUCCACGGCUGGGGAUCGCUACGCUACGGAACUACGUCGUACUCGAACGAAUUGCAGACACUGUACCAGCGUGCGCUGUCCGCCGUAGACUGCCGAGCACAGAUCGCGAGCCUGGCCGAGGGCGAUGUGUGCGCCAUGAUUCAACCGGGCCAGGCAGCGUGCAGUCGGGAUGAAGGAGGUCCUCUGGUGCUCUACGCCUCUAAGAAGCUGGCAGGUAUAUUCAGCUACGGCACGCAGUGUAGCGGACGGGUUCCGGACGUUUUCGUCGACGUGUACACCCACAAGGCGUGGAUUGAAGCCACGGCUGUGUGAAUGCCACUUGGAUCCGGCUUCUGUUUGGCUAACUGCGUUGAUGGAUUCCGAAUACAAAUAUCGGCUUUUUUUU